AUGAUUCCACGAUUUGAAGAAAAAGGGGACCUUGACUAUGAAUUUGAGACAGAAGUUGCUACUGAGCAAAGACAUGAAGAAGAACACAAUACAGGUGAGCAAGGGCAGGAAGAAGAAACUCGAGAUGAUAAGUUUGAGUUGAGGGAGGAAGAGUAUGAAGGUCAUGUUGUAGAUGAGGAUGAGGAUGAGGAAGAGGAAGAGUAUCACUGUAAUGACCCUAGGGAAUGGUGGAACUGUGUAGUUGAUGAUUGUGAGGGUAAUGAUGGUGAGAGUGAUGGGUUUGAUUAUGAAGAUGAACUUCAAAGUUUACCAAGUGAAGAUGAUGGGAGUGGUUCUUCCAAAAGGCAUCGAGAAUUUAAUCCUAAGGUUCACUUGGAAAAAGUCAAAUUUGUUCUCAAAGUGGAAUUUUCUUCUGUGGAGUUGCUGAGAGAAGCAAUUAAAACAUAUUUCAUACAAGUUGAUAGGGAGUACUACUUUGUCUUCAAUAACUGUAAAAAAUUGAGGGUAAAGUGCAAUGGUAAAGGAUGUCCUUGGGUGUUGUAUGCUUAUGUACAGAGGGACAAUAUGACAUUUAGGAUAAACACACUUGUAGAUGAGCAUUCUUACAGUUUGAUAACUACCAAUACCAAGUUUUUUGAAGUUUCUGAUUGGAGUUUCUACAGAGCUAAGAAAGAGGCUAUGGACAUGCUUGAAGGAAGUGUAAGAGAUCAAUUUGCAAUUGUGGAGGAUUACUGUAACCAAAUUUUGGCUACUAACCCAGCUGUAGGUGUUGAUGGGGAGAACUCAUUAUUCCCUAUAGCUUAUGCAGUAGUGGAGAAAGAGAACACUGAGACAUGGAAAUGGUUCCUUGGGUUGGUAAAGGAAGAUUUAGAUAUUGAUGACCCUUCAAGGUUCACACUAAUGAGUGAUAGACAAAAAGGGCUUGAGAAUGCUAUGAAGAUGCUAUUUCAAGGUUUACAUAUAAGGUAUUGCGUAAGACAUAUGCACUCAAAUUUUAAGAAAGAGUACCCUGGUUUGUUGUUGAAACAAAUGUUGUGGGCAGCUGCUAGAGCUUCUACCAAAGCAGAAUUUUUUAAAUGCAUGAAUGCAAUAAAGGAUGUAAAUGAAGGUGCAUACAACUGGUUAAAUGCUAAGAGUCCCACUGUAUGGACAAGAUCACAUUUCAAUGAGGUCGUAAAAUGUGAUAUGGUGUUGAAUAAUAUGUGUGAGAGUUUCAACUCUGCCAUUGUUGAAGCAAGAGACAAGGCCAUUGUUACACUUCUAGAGAAGAUUAGAUUUUGGUUAAUGGUUAGAUUUUGCAAGAAAAGGGAAAGUGUUGACAAAUGGAAAGAUGGGAUUAGCAAGAGGCUAUGGGAGCUUCUUGAGAAAAACAAAGUCAUAGCCAAAAAAUGCCACGCAACAAGAGCAUCAUGCACAAAGUUUGAGGUUAGACAAGAAAGAGAGGGAAAGUUUACCGUAGACUUAAUGGCUCAAACUUGCACAUGUAGGCGAUUUGAGUUGAAUGGCAUUCCAUGUGCCCAUGCAGUGGCAUCCAUUUGGGUAAGGAGACUCAAUGUGAUAGAUUAUGUUCAUGACUACUACAAGAAGGAUGCAUUUGUUAAAGCUUAUAAAGGUGUUGUGGAACCUAUGCCAAGUCAUGAUAAAUGGACAUUAAGCAUUAAUCAAAUUCUUCCACCUCCUCAAUACAAGCUUCCUGGAAGACCAAAAAAUUCUAGGAAAAGAGAAGUAGAUGAGCCCCCUGCUGGUGCCACAAAAGCUAAUCGACUUGGAGCCAAAAUGCAUUGCUCCAAGUGUGGUGGUGAAGGACAUAACAAAUCCUCUUGUACUAGCCAAAUCAAUGCACAAUGCUUGAUGGUUGAACAAGCCAAACCUGCAAAGAAGAUGGGUAGACCUCUUGCAAAGAAUCCAAAGUAG
Messenger RNA from Humulus lupulus (European hop), 1914 nucleotides. RefSeq lists its product as uncharacterized. NCBI's taxonomy places the organism in Eukaryota, Viridiplantae, Streptophyta, Magnoliopsida, Rosales, Cannabaceae. The coding region runs from base 1 to 1914 and encodes 637 amino acids. Gene Ontology annotation, molecular function: zinc ion binding. The transcript has 5 exons. The record is from RefSeq and is a predicted model, not a curated record.